UUCACAUGAAACAUUCGCACAAGGGACCUGCUGAUCUAUUAACUUGCCCACACAUCACGCAGGUGAUAACUGGGAUUGUCAAGCCACAGGUGCAACUCCUGGAGCCUUGUGUUAAGGAGCAGUCAAGUAUCUUGGAGCCUUGUGUUAAGGAGCAGUCAAGUAUCUUGGAGCCUUGUGUUAACGAGCAGUCAAGUAUCUUGGAGCCUUGUGUAAAAUAUCAGUUAGCACUGGCAUGGCCGCUGAGCGGACGGAAUCCUUUGACAAGCUGCGGCCGGUCUGUGUGAAGCUCACCAAGGAACAAACGCGAGAGAGUGUGCAAGAGCUGUUCGAUGGCAUCAGGUCAGUUCCAGCUGACGUGCUUCAGGAUCUGCAGGAGUAUGUGCUCUUCCCGCUGAGAUUCACCAUCAAGCACCAGACACAGGACACCCUGAAGGAGGACGUCCUUGCGGCUGUGUGUGCCUGUGUGGGGCACGUCCUCUCACACACAGCUGUCACUCGCUGGGAGAUGUUCCAGGACAUGUUCACCAGCUUCACAUCGCUGCUGGUUGCCCCUGACAACGGACAGGGCAGAGCGAUCUCCUCCGAUGAGCUGAAGCUGGGUGUAGUCCAGGUGCUGGGGACCCUCCUCAAGAGUGCUGAUGAGACCGUGGUCCGCUGCCUGUUCUCUGCGUACAGCCUGCCAGCGGUGGGCUAUGCUGUGUCCGUGUUGCUGAGGUUAGGGGAGACUGACAAGUGUCGGGAUGUUCAGCUUGCUGCCAUGGAAACGCUUCUCUGUCUGAGUCAUGCUGACAGCACAAGUGGACUGAAGGCGAGGGUGAUCUAUGGCAACUUGUUUGCUUCCUUCUUGCCUGGUAUCACCAUAUCUCUGUGUAGGAUCGCUACAGGGGACACCAAGCAGGGCCAUGCAGUGUUGUGUAGGGCUGUAGAGUUGUGGACUAAAGUAGUGUGCCUUGUCCUUGAAGAUUCCCAGCUUGAAGAAAGUCAGGAACAGAACGAGGUCCGAGAUGACCUUGACGAGAGGUUGCGGGGCCUGGUUGUACGGAGGUUGCCAGAGUGGGUGAAGGUCACAGCCUCCAAGAUGCUGGUCCUGGUGCGGCAGAUGGCCUCCCUGACAUCCCACCCCAACUGGAGGGUUAGGAAUGCUCUUGUGGACUGGGCAGACCGGCUCCUCCACCGUUGUACCAAGUCGCUGUCUGAGAGUGGUCCAGUCUUCCUGGAGGUGCUGGUGGGGAUGAUUGGGGACGAGUACUCGGCUGUGGCUGAUAGAAGCAGGAGGGUCUUGGAAACCUACAAGACUCGACAGACCAGCACUGAAAAUGCCCAACCAUUGACUGCAGUCCUUGAGGAGAACCUUCACAUCCUCGUCCUGUCACUGCCCCGACAGAUCCGUGUAGCAGAUGAAGACCAAAAAUUGUGUGCAAUCAAUUUACUGGCAGGGUACCUUGAUCUACUGGGUCCCAGCAUCCGGGGUGUCCUCCGCUCACAGCCUCAUCUGCAUCACCUGGCCCUGGCUCUGCUCCAGACGAUGGAGCUCGACUGUAGCAGCGUCAGCAUCGUCGAACAACGCACCUCCAUGCCAGGAUACGGCUCCGGAGUGAUGGACUCAGACCACCCAGCAGGGAGACCAAGAAAUGUCUUCAAACACUUCCAGGAUCACAGGAUUGCCGAUUCCCUGAUGAAAACGUGUCGUCUGCUUGGUUAUCAUGGAGAUCUGAGCAUCCUUGUUGACCACUUCUUGGACAUCGUGAAUGAAUCUGCGAGGUAUCGGAUGUCAGCAACCCUCAUCUUGAAUGAAAUUGUCUUUGGACACACCCCCAGAUCAGAACACAAGAGGGGUGGACUUGUUGAGGCAGCUGGAUUGGAACAGGGAGAACUGGACAGCACAGUCAGGAUGCUGGUGGAGGAGUACCUGUCCCCAGCCAACUUCAACCUCCAGACAGUGACGGAACCUGAUCCGUCCCCGCUCAGCAUCCUGCACCCCCCACCAGCCGCCUCCCCCACCACCGCCUCCCCCACCACAGUGGUCAGCCUCAACCAGAACAUCUGCCAGGUCUGUCUGUACAUGGAAGGCGUGGCCCGCUUCGCCUCCGUCCUGGCCCCACGCUUUCGACCCCUCCUGAUGCUGGUGCUAUACCCGCUGCUGGACAAGCUCGGGGACGACAACUCCUUGAUCAGCAGCACCGCCUACAGCGUCCUUGUGGCUUUGUGUCAGGCUUGUGAAUACAGGUCCCUAGAUGAAAUGAUUCGCCACAAUGCAGAUUAUUUGAUGAACGCAAUCUCUCUGCGUCUGCGCCACCUGGAGGCCAACUUGCGCUGUCCGACGGUGCUCCGUGUCAUGUUGCAGUACAGUGAGGCUGACAUCCUGCCUCUGGUGGACGACACGGUGCAAGAGAUUCUGAGUUGCCUUGACGACCAUUACAUUGAGGAAGCAGCCAUUUUUGUGAAGGUGCUUCAUGAACUCGUGAAGGCCAUCAACAGAUGGUUUCCAUGGAAACAGAAAGCAGCCCAACACACAGUGCCGACGGACCCCGACCCAGAUGACCAAGAAGUCAACCAUCCACCACAACAGUCUACCAGCGACAGCAUCCGAGACUUCUUCCUUGACUACCACAGACAGAGGGUGAUUGCCGACUGUGACGUGAGGGAGGAGGAGUAUGCUGAUGUGGCUGCAGACAACGUUGAUGAUGUAGAGAAAGAGGAGGCAGACAUUGAUCUCCCCAAACAUGUUUCAGCUGUGAAGGAGGUGCUGCAGCGGACCAAGCACCUGCUUGCCUCCUCUGCCCCACGGUUGCGGCUGCUGGUGUUGGAUGUCAUCAGUCAGGCUGUCAUCGCACUGCGUGACUGGAGAAAUGAACUUCUGCCUCUGGUGCACCAGCUGUGGCAGCCCUUCUCACUCCGGUUCACAGAUGGGGAAAAGCUAGUCACUAUCAAGGCUAUCCAGACGCUGGCCACCAUGUGUAAAUGCUGUGAAGACUUCCUCAGACAACGAAUUGCCAAGGAUGUCGUGCCCAAACUAGUGUCCUUCCUCACCACCCAGGAGAAGAUCAGUUGCAGUUCCGCCCAGGCGUACCAGUACACCUUGUGUUACAAGCUGCAGCUCUCCUGCCUCACACACCUCGGACCCAUCUGUCACGAGGUGGAAGCCCGUGGUCUCGAUCUGGUUGUGCAGGGUUGUCUCCCUUAUCUAAGUGCACAACAGCCCAAACCUCUCCAGCAGGCAAGCUUAACAUGCUUUCAGCAUCUCAUUGACCUUGAGCCGGAUGUCAUAUGGCUCCGACUCAGUGACCUUUACACUCCAGAUGACCCUUCACCUCCAGGGUCAGAAUUCAGGAAGGUCCAGUUCUUGACCCGGCCUGGUGAGCGGAACGAGUACUCGGACAACGUGGCACUGCUCCUCCCUCUCACGUCUUGUGCACAUACUCUAAUAAAGUCAGGACAUUCGUAAA
Molecule: messenger RNA, 3446 nt
Organism: Haliotis rufescens (red abalone)
Lineage: Eukaryota; Metazoa; Mollusca; Gastropoda; Lepetellida; Haliotidae
Product: TELO2-interacting protein 1 homolog
Exons: 25
Coding region: 233-3445 (1070 amino acids)
Biological process (GO): chromatin remodeling
Cellular component (GO): cytoplasm
Source: RefSeq, a predicted model, not a curated record